CCAGAAAACGCGCUACUGUUAAGUUGUAAACACGAGAAAUAUGCUGAAAAAUAUCUGCGUAACACAGUUAAAUCUGCUGAAAAGUGCAACCAGCCUGCAGCAGCAGGUCCGGACCACGUUCAUCCUGAAACGAAAAUAUGAACCGCUGUUGCACAAAACCAACGAGAAGCCCCGGCGUAUGCGGGCCAAACACUUCAUCUAUGAGCUGGUAGAGGACACGCAAGUGAAGAAGCGGCCCAACAUGGAAGUAGUCCUGAAGACCUUUGUCGAAGGUGUCGGCGACAAGGGCGACGUUGUGUCCAUGAAGCCCCAUUUCGUCUACAACAAAUUGCUGCUGCCGGGACUGGCGGCCUACAAAACGCCCGAGAAUGUUGCCAAGUACGCGAAGACAGAGGCCGAGAAGUCGGCAGUGAAGCACAGCUCGGCUUAUGCCCAACGGACGGUCAACAUGCUGGAGUCCAUUGUCUUGGCUGUGAUUAUGAACAAGGAUGAGCCGUGGGUGCUCGAGCCGUGGCACAUCAAAGCCUCGCUUCGCAAGGCCGGCUUCCAUUGCAAAGAGGAUUGCAUAACCCUGCCCAAGGAGCGCAUUGAGGGACCCGAUCUUAAGAAGGAAAGCAAAGACUUUUACUGCAUCGUAACAAUCAAUAAAUUGGAGCAGGCCACGCUCAAAUGCCGCUUGCAUCAUUGGAGCACAGACCCAAGCGAACGUUUGCCCUACGUGCUGGAGCACUGGAAAAUGACAUCAGAGCCGUUGCUGGAUGUUAGUUCCCCUGAAAAAGAGACCUUAAACUGUUAACAAUAAAAAUGUAUGUUACAAAACUGUUUUAUUUAUGAACAGCGUGAAAAACAAAGAAUAUUUAUUUUAACAUUUCAUGAAUUGUUGCUCAAAAGUUGUACGAUGUGGAAUACUACCUUAAAUGCUACAUUAC
This is a messenger RNA of Drosophila miranda, 929 nucleotides long. It is a transcript of the gene mRpL9, whose product is annotated as 39S ribosomal protein L9, mitochondrial. Gene Ontology annotation, cellular component: ribosome; mitochondrion. The transcript is spliced from 2 exons. Gene Ontology annotation, molecular function: structural constituent of ribosome. Bases 41 to 796 code for a protein of 251 amino acids. Gene Ontology annotation, biological process: translation. The record is from RefSeq and is a predicted model, not a curated record. NCBI's taxonomy places the organism in Eukaryota, Metazoa, Arthropoda, Insecta, Diptera, Drosophilidae.